GGAGAUCACUCUAAUUUUCCUGGUUCUCUGCACGUGAUUAUUUCACAAACUUGAGCAAACGGGAAACGUCAACAGUGUCAGUCAAUACGGCGGUGUUAGCAAGAAUUUCAAGGGUUGGGAAGUUGGGACAGAGACUCUGGUUCUACCCCCAAGUCAGCACCACACAAUCUAUCCACAUGGCAGAGGCAAGCGGUUUCCAGUUUGUGGAGAUGAAAGGUGACUUAUUCAAGUGCCCGGAGACCGAUGCCAUUGUCCACUGCGUCAGCCAGGAUAUGCACAUGGGAAAGGGGAUAGCCGUCCUCUUCAAGAAAACAUUCGGUGGUGUUGAAGAGCUGAGGAAACAAGGGAAGAAGCCAGGUGAGACGGCAGUCUUGAAGAGGGGACCUCGGUACGUGUACUAUCUCGUCACCAAGCCCAAGUAUUUCAACAAGCCCACAUACGGUUCCUUGACUGCCAGCCUGGAGGACAUGAAGAAGCAUGUUGUGGAGAAUAAUGUGGUCAGCAUCUCCAUGCCCCGCAUCGGAUGUGGCCUGGAUGGUCUCCAGUGGCCCAAGGUCACAAACAUUAUUACGGAUGUGUUCUCAGACACUGAGGUCAAGGUCACAGCUUAUACACUCUGAGGGGGAGGAUCAAGAGGUUUCCAAUCUGUAUUUUGAUAGUGGCUGCAAGACUGCAAGAUUGUUUCGUUAUUUGUUACACUGGUCAAAGACCAGUGGAGGUAUUGGAAUGGCAGAUGUCUGAAUGUGACUGGUAUGAUUUUCACAACUAUUUUCAGUGAAAUCUUUGGAUGGCUGGUCCAGCCCAUUUUGUCUUUUAAGUUUGCUUAAAUUAUUGUGAUCUGAAUUCAAAAUUGCCACCAUGUCUGCCAUAUUGAUAGUCAAAUUGGAGCCAGUCUCAGCUAUUUGUGUAUUUGUCUUUGUGCAUUGUAGUAUGUAGCUGGUUUCAUCAUGUUGCCAGGGGCGGUCGGGUAGCCUAGUGGUUAAAGCGUUCGCUCAUCAUGCUCACUCACUCUCUCAUCAUGUUGCCCUCUCUCUCUGCAUUUUCAUUUCAGACUCUUUUCAAACUUUGAUUAAAAAUCCCAUGUAUUGUUGGAAGUGAGUAUGCGGUGAAUCUGAACAAAUUGUUAUUCAUAUCUUAUUGCCUAUUUGGACAAUUGAACACAUGCGGGCACACACCCACACAGAUAUCCAAGCUGUUCACUGGAGAAAUAGUCCUAGAUGAAAAGUUUCAAAAGCUGUAUUAUCUGCCGAGGUCUUUUUCAAUGUUGACAACUGAAUAACAAAGUUACUUAAAGAACACAAUUGUCUGUGCAUUGCUAUAGCAUAGACAGAAAAUGUUGAAUGUGAUCAUGUGAAUUGUAACUUUUCUGUAGGUUAGUGAUCCGGAAUAUCAGUUGAUCACAAUUUCAAUUAUGGGUCUUCUUUUCUUUUUGCUGUUGAUAGGGUUGACGUUAUAUGGCCUUGAAGGUAGGCAUGGAAUUUGAAGUCAUAGGCACAGUGUUUUGAAAUCAUUUUAAAACCCAACAAGACAGUUGGGCAGGUGACCGAUAAGUAUUGCCUGCUCAUCUCGCAAGUUACCUGUGACAUUAAGACAUUAUUAUUGAAAAAUCGCAAAAACAAUAUAAGAGACAAAUCAUGUCUUGAUUCAGUUGAAAUAAUGCAACAAAAUUGCUUGAGAAUCUACAAGAAGUUAUAAUAAAACAGAAUAUGUCUGUAGUCUUAUACGUAUCUGCCAGACAGUCGAGCAGGUGGAGAAACAUUUCAUGGAGCCCGACAGAAAAAGUUACCUGCCACAGGCAGUUUUUUCGGACACUGCAUUGGCAGCAGUGAGCUGAAAUCUAAAAAAGAUCUUACUGUGUGAGUCAUGAUUUUGUUUGUCUUAUUCACAAGGAAUGAAUGUGUUGGUAACUAGUGUCUUCCUACAGUAUUUCAUUCACUUACAUACUUUUUACUAUAGUAAUCUAUCUGUUGGGUAUUGUGACACAGCCUUCCAAUUGUGGGUGUUCUUUAAUUUGUUUGAUGUAGUAUAGUACCAAUCUACUUCCAGAUUAGUACUUUCAUCUUGGAGUAGUGUAUUUUUGUACAUCAUUAUUUGAAUCUCAUCUGUAAUUUCAGCCAGUGAAAUCCUGUUUUGUGAAAGAGCUAUAGGGAUGUGACCACAUCCUCAUCUUGGAGGUUUGCUCGGACACUAUGCGUAUGAUUACAUGUCCAAGGCAUGGAGAGAACGUUUCUUCUUAUUUGUUGUCACGGAUGACAAUGUUGUAUGGGAUACAUAUUUUUCUACCUUUCUGGAUAAUUAUUUAAAUCUGCUUUUGUAGAUAUGUGCUAUGUAAAUAAAUGUUUUCUCUUA
Haliotis rufescens (red abalone) is the source of this 2349-nucleotide messenger RNA. RefSeq names its product ADP-ribose glycohydrolase OARD1-like. NCBI's taxonomy places the organism in Eukaryota, Metazoa, Mollusca, Gastropoda, Lepetellida, Haliotidae. The record is from RefSeq and is a predicted model, not a curated record. The transcript is spliced from 4 exons. Gene Ontology annotation, biological process: peptidyl-glutamate ADP-deribosylation. Bases 177 to 620 code for a protein of 147 amino acids.